CUCAUAUAAAAGCUAGUCGAAGACAGACGUCCGUGCCGAUCGUACAAGUAGACAAUGUUACCUCAAAAGAGUCACCUUUUAAUUUUUACGCUUGUGUCCGCCUUUUGCACUGCACUAGCAGAAACAGAAACAUGCGGACAAACAGACAAACCGCCCAGCCCCACAUCGGAGUGCUGUGGUUUAGACCUUGCUGAUGAUCAUCGUAAAACAAGCGGAGACGCGGCUAUCAACCAGUUUCCCUGGCUGGCUCUGAUCGAAGCUAAUGGAAGGCCGACCUGUACAGGCGUAAUCAUCAGCUCAAGAUACGUAUUGACAGCUGCUCAGUGCUUAUAUCAAUCUCCGACAAACGUUCGUCUCGGAGAAUUCAACAAAACAAAUUCUGGACCUGACUGUUUGAUGGUCGGCGGGAAGAAGAUCUGCAACGGCGGCGCCAUCACCAUCGCAAUAGAGGCUACAGCCUCACAUGCCCAUUACAAUCAAGACUACCACGGUCACGACAUUGCGAUCCUAAAACUUGCCAAGCCAGUUCCUUACAACGAAUUCAUAAGACCGAUCUGUCUACCGACAUCCGACAUAACAGUUUCUCCGCCAGAAAAUCUGAGGCUGAUCAACGCCGGCUGGGGCAGCAAGCCAUCGAGCGAUCAAGAAGAAGAUGUUGUGAAGCAUUACGUCGAGCUACCGUAUGUUCCUCUGAAGCGCUGCAAAGAAAUAUAUAAGGAUAUAUCACAUAGAUACUCCUCGACUAUCAGCGAAAAGCACAUAUGCGCUGGAGGAGAGAAGGGUUUAGACUCUUGCAGAGGAGACGGGGGCGGCCCUCUGAUGUUCGAAGAAGGUGGACGCUACUCGCUAGCCGGUAUCGUCAGCUUCGGUGCGGUACCCUGCGGUAGAGUUGGAGUACCGAGUGUUUACACUAAAGUCUUUUACUACCUACCUUGGAUAAAUAACGUUACUUCGACGCUCUAAAAACAAUAGGAAUGGCGAGAAUGUGAUAAUAGAUUUCUUUAAACUUUUUUUAUUAGACAUAUUGGAGUGAAUUUUAAUGAAUUUAAUAAAUGUACGAAAAGAGUA
Molecule: messenger RNA, 1068 nt
Organism: Melitaea cinxia (Glanville fritillary)
Lineage: Eukaryota; Metazoa; Arthropoda; Insecta; Lepidoptera; Nymphalidae
Product: phenoloxidase-activating enzyme-like
Exons: 6
Coding region: 55-963 (302 amino acids)
Biological process (GO): proteolysis
Molecular function (GO): serine-type endopeptidase activity
Source: RefSeq, a predicted model, not a curated record